Punctularia strigosozonata HHB-11173 SS5 is the source of this 504-nucleotide messenger RNA. RefSeq lists its product as uncharacterized. The record is from RefSeq and is a predicted model, not a curated record. The transcript has 6 exons. NCBI's taxonomy places the organism in Eukaryota, Fungi, Basidiomycota, Agaricomycetes, Corticiales, Punctulariaceae. The coding region runs from base 1 to 504 and encodes 167 amino acids.
AUGAGCUUCAGAGAUGAGGUCCUCUCUCCUAUGGCGCAAAACAUGAAGGAGCACCGAGGAGAGUAUAUCGGGACGUGGCUCCUGGGCGCACUAUUCUCCAUGCUUCUGCAGGGGAUUCUCGUAGGGCAGCUCAAUUUCUACCUUAAUACCUAUCGCAAAGACGGAACAUACACGCGAUGGUUCGUGGCUGUCGUCAGCGGGUUGAAUCUAUUAAGAACGGCUCAGACGAUAGCCAUACAAUGGGGCCAGAGCAUCACGAAUUUCGGAGACUUCAAUGAAUUGACGAUAGGACCUUGGUACACGCGGCUCAUGACGGUUGUGUCGGCGUGCAUACGAUUUGUGGUGCAUAUGUAUUUCACCGUAAGAGUCGCGAAGAUGGUUAAGACGAACUGGAAGAUUCUCGUGCCUCUAUGGUCGUUCAUUUUGAUUGCCCUUGGGAGCGACAUAGCCUUGACAAUAUCCUUAUUCAUUCAAGUGCUCUAUCUUCCCUCAUCGUAUCGCUGA